Molecule: messenger RNA, 858 nt
Organism: Symsagittifera roscoffensis
Lineage: Eukaryota; Metazoa; Xenacoelomorpha; Acoela; Convolutidae
Product: PC-esterase domain-containing protein 1B-like
Exons: 3
Coding region: 1-858 (285 amino acids)
Source: RefSeq, a predicted model, not a curated record
AUGGAUAAAUCUACAUGGACGUUUGCGGGCCAUGACACCUUGUGCGUGGAUGAUCCGAUCCAAUUCGGAGUGAGUGCCGCUCAGAGGUUGUUGUGGGGAAAGCGGGUGAUAAUCAUGGGCUGCAGUGUGCAAAGGGAUCUGUAUAAGGACAUAGUGUUAUUAUUGCAGGAGCAGAGGUACUUGACCAAGCAAGAGAACAAGGUCAAGGGUCCCAAGACUGUUGUCAAUGACAUACUACUCGAUGGGGGUAUUUUCGAGGAACUAAAGAACGAUCCUUUGUAUCGAGAAGUCCGCGAGUAUCGCCAGGGUGAAUUCCACGUUCGUUUCUACUUCAUCACUAAGUCAUUCAAUUCAAUAGUGUGGGCGUUCGUGCACAACAUCUACGCCGAUUUCCACCCUGAUGUUUUCUUUAUCAACUCAGCUAUCUGGGACGUGAACAGAGGCGGUAUUCCGUUUGAUCGCUUUGCCUACAAGCAGAAUGUGCGUUUGAUCUGCAAAAGGCUGGUGUUUCUCUUCUCAUCGAACUGCAGACUUAUCUGGCUUCACCAGCCCCCAGUUACCCAAAAGUGUUCAUCUGGAGGAAUAGUUCAGCCGGCCGACCGAGAAGUGUUGAAGUUCAAUGUGUUGCAGUGGAUAGAAGAGGCUGUCUGCAUCGCCGAGAACGUAGCUAAACAACUCGGAUUCGAGACAAUCGACCUAUACCACCUCAUGAAGCACAGGUUGAACUGGAUUGCUAAAGAUGGUGUACAUUGGGCUUCGGAGGGCUACAGGUGCAUGUCUUUGCUCGUGUUCCACAAACUCAGUGACAUGUACAAUAUCCCACUACCAGAAGAGGGUGUGCAGUAUGAGUAUCCCUGA